This is a messenger RNA of Populus euphratica (Euphrates poplar), 724 nucleotides long. RefSeq lists its product as uncharacterized. NCBI's taxonomy places the organism in Eukaryota, Viridiplantae, Streptophyta, Magnoliopsida, Malpighiales, Salicaceae. The record is from RefSeq and is a predicted model, not a curated record. The transcript has 2 exons. The coding region runs from base 80 to 400 and encodes 106 amino acids.
AAUUUCUCGCCGAAAGAGAUUCCAAUCGAUUUUCGCCCUUCCUUCACCAGCUAGCAGUCCAACUCCUGCAGUUGCUCUCAUGGCUUCCUCAAGCUCAGCAGGCAAUGCAGCUCAAACCCCUAGAAAAUCGUUAGGGUUAGUCGCAAAUGCAAUGAAACGCAAAGACAGCUUCAUCCAGCUCUUUGCGAUGACUGGGAUUUUUCUCUUGAGCAUCAGAUCCUUAGGCCAAAAGUACCAAAUCCACGACCUCCAGGAAGACACUAUAGCUCUUAAAGAAGAACAGAAAAACCUAACCGAUCGCAUGAAGAAUAUAAAGCGCAGCCUCCUUCACGAAGCCUCUCUUGAUUCCUCUGGUCUCUUCGCUUCUCGCCUUCGCCUUCUCUUCGGCGAGGACCAUUGAAUGCAAAUUCGUGGUCUGUUUUGCCUAUUACUAUGCUUUGAGGAAAAUAGAAUUGGUGGAUUGGUUUCAUAUUGAUUGUGGAGCAGGUCAUAGGGGCUUAUUGUAUUGGUGAUGCCUAACUCUCGACCAUUGGACAAACCAGCUACCAUCUGAGGCUUCAUAACAGUUUCUGCAAUCCUGUGGUUUGUAUUUUGGCACUUAUGUUGUCUAAAACAAAUGAGAGUCUGCUAUUUAUGGCAGAGUUUGCUAUCACUUAAUCGGUUAGAAGUCUUCCUAUUAAUUAUAAUAUUUUUUUGCAAACUGAAUGCAUGCAUUUGCAAUGAA